CCUCUCAACUGCUUAGACGUUCUUAGCUUACUGCAGAGGAAUCUCCAGUCACAGCACCAUGAACCAAAGUGCUGUUCUUAUUAUCUGCCUUAUCAUUCUGACUCUGAGUGGAACUCAAGGAAUGCCCCUCUCUAGAUCUACACGCUGUGCCUGCAUCACGAGGAGUGAUCAACCUGUUAAUCCAAGGUCCUUAGAGAAACUUGAAGUGAUUCCUAGAAGUCCAUCUUGUCCACAUGUUGAGAUCAUUGUCACAAUGAAAAAGAGCAAGAAGCAAAAAUGUCUGAAUCCAGAGUCUAAGACCACCAAGAAUUUACUGAAAGCACUUAGCAAGGAAAGGUCUAAAAGAUCUCCCCAAACACAAAGAAAAGCGUAAUCACAGCACCCCUGAUAAGGAUGGACCAGAGAGAGGCUGCCUCUGUCAUCAUUUCCCUACGUACAAUAUUUGUCGAGCCCUAAUUGUCCCUGGACUGCAGUUCUCCUAAAAGCUGACCAAUCCAUCACCAAAUUAGGUGUUACUCCUGCAGGGAGGUGGAUGGUUCAUCAUCCAGAGCUGUUCAGUAGUAACUCUGACUUGGCAUUAUACUAUAAGCUAUGCUCAGUGCUUCAUUCUUAGUGAAUGUGCCAAGUCCUAGCCCUGCUUUCCUCACCUUUCCUACCUUCUAAAAGUUAUUAAGAGAUCUUUCUGCCUCUAGGCUUAUCAGAAUUCUCAGAAUCUCAAAUAACUAAAGGGAAUGCAAUCAAAGUGAUAAUACAGUCUGCUUUUUAAAGAAAAAUCUUCACUCCAUGGGCUUCUACUGCCAUCUUUCCAAGGCGCUCAGAUUCUUCUGGUAGAGAUAUAUAUAUAUUCCAAAUACAUAGAAUAAGCCUGAAAUAUCUGGAAAUGUGUGUGAAAAUAGUAUUAUUUAAUGAAAGACUGUACAUACAAAGUAGAACUCUUAAAUGUAUAUGUUUCUUAUAUUGUUUUCAAUGUGUAUGGAAUAACUUGUGUAAUUAAGUACUACACACAAAUGUACAAUGGGAGAAAGGUUUUAACCUAGAUAUAUGCUCUGCAUGUUAUUUAAGACAAAUAUGCUGGAUGUUUUUCAAGGUAAAAAAAUGGUGUGAAUUGCUGGAAAUAUUAAGAAAGAUUAUUUUACUGUUGAGAGACCAAAAGGUAAUAAAGUAAUUUUAACUAAAAUAAAG
Rhinolophus ferrumequinum (greater horseshoe bat) is the source of this 1182-nucleotide messenger RNA. RefSeq names its product C-X-C motif chemokine ligand 10 (gene CXCL10). The transcript has 4 exons. Gene Ontology annotation, biological process: antimicrobial humoral immune response mediated by antimicrobial peptide; cellular response to lipopolysaccharide; chemokine-mediated signaling pathway. Bases 59 to 373 code for a protein of 104 amino acids. The record is from RefSeq and is a predicted model, not a curated record. Gene Ontology annotation, molecular function: chemokine activity; CXCR chemokine receptor binding. Gene Ontology annotation, cellular component: extracellular region. NCBI's taxonomy places the organism in Eukaryota, Metazoa, Chordata, Mammalia, Chiroptera, Rhinolophidae.